Molecule: messenger RNA, 1460 nt
Organism: Belonocnema kinseyi
Lineage: Eukaryota; Metazoa; Arthropoda; Insecta; Hymenoptera; Cynipidae
Product: facilitated trehalose transporter Tret1-like
Exons: 3
Biological process (GO): transmembrane transport
Cellular component (GO): membrane
Molecular function (GO): transmembrane transporter activity
Source: RefSeq, a predicted model, not a curated record
UUGCAGAAUGAAGACUGAAAAAGUAACCUGAUAGUGUAACUUUAAAGAGAAAAUUAGUUUAAAAAAUUAUAGAAAAAAGCAGGAUGGAUAAUGACAGGAAAACUAUAUUUCUACAAUAUGCGGCUGCUAUUAUUUGUUCCAUAACGGCUAUUGGAUGCGGAUCAAGUUUCAGUUGGACCUCACCCGCAUUGCCUUAUUUGACUAGCAAUAGUUCCUAUUUGGAAGUGUCUAUGGAACAAAGUGAUACAAUAGCAUCCCUACUACCUGUAGGAUACAUAAUUGGAUACCUAAUCAAUCCCAUUUUAAUUGAUCGAUUAGGCAGAAAAUGGACGUUACUGAUGUUUUCUGGACCCCAAUUUUUCUCCUGGCUCCUGAUAGUUCUGGCAGACAAUGUCAGUGUCAUUUACGCAGCAAGAAUUGUAAAUGGGAUUGGAUAUGGUGGAGGAUAUUGUAGCUGCACGGUAUAUUUAUCAGAAAUCGGAAGCCGGAAAAAUAGAGGAAUUUUUAUCACCUUUAUCAAUCUUUCGAUGGGUAUCGGAAUUUUGAUUAUAAUGUUGCUUGGUGCUUAUCUUCCUUAUUAUUACAUGAACGUCUCUCUUCUGUUUAUGCCAAUUGUUUUCUUUUUCACAUUCAUCUUCAUACCAGAUUCCUCCUAUUUUAUUGAAAAAAAUAAAAAUAUUGAGAAGGAGGAAGAAAGGGUGGAUUUAAUGGAUCCUCGAAAAUUCCAGAUAAUUGAAAUGCAAAAGAAAAUUAGAACAGCGGGACUUGAAGCUGGAGAAAGAGAAUCCAAAAUUUUAAAUUUGAAGAGAAGCAAACUUUGGAAAUUAUUUUCCGUUCAAAGUAGUCGCAGAGGAUUAAUAAUUAUUGUUAUGCUGGCAGCACAUGAUGUGUUUUCGGGACACAUGGCUCUACGAUUUUUUACUCAACAAAUUUUAACCUUUGGCGAAUUUUGGUUGGCACCCGAAAAAGCUACUUUGAUCAUUGCAACUGUGAAAAUUGUUGCCUGUUUUUUAAACACCCUAGUGAUCGAAAGAAUUAAAAGAAGAAGUCUUCUUUUCUUUUCUGGAAUUUUAUCUGCUCUGGCUCAAGGAAUUAUUAGUUCCUUUUUCUUUGCUGUGGAAUAUCAGCUAGAUGUAUCUUCAUUUGGAUGGGUGCCAAUUUUUGCUAGUGCAUUUUAUGAAUUUGGUCUCAGCAUUGGAAUUGGAAAUCUAUACUACGUUUUACAGGGAGAGCUUCUUCCACUUGAAGUGAGAAGUUACGGAAUUACUGUGAUUAAAAUUUUCUACAUGGCGUUCACCUAUAUUUGUCUCGUUCGAUUUCAACUGCUGGUUGAAAAUGUCGGGGCACAUUUUAUAUUCUUAUUUUUUGCUAUUUUUUGUUUUAUUUUUACACUUAUUCUCUUCAAAAUAUUACCCGAAACAAAGGGAAAAAGUUUGCGAGAUAUUCAAACAAUUUUUAAA